Molecule: messenger RNA, 618 nt
Organism: Mesocricetus auratus (golden hamster)
Lineage: Eukaryota; Metazoa; Chordata; Mammalia; Rodentia; Cricetidae
Product: small proline-rich protein 2E
Exons: 2
Coding region: 45-266 (73 amino acids)
Cellular component (GO): cornified envelope
Source: RefSeq, a predicted model, not a curated record
GUAGCACUGGUCUACUCUGGAGAAUCUGAUCCUGAGACUUCAGCAUGAUGUCUUACCAACAGCAGCAGUGCAAACAGCCUUGCCAGCCUCCUCCUGUGUGUCCACCCCCAAAGUGCCCAGAGCCUUGUCCUCCUCCAAAGUGCCCUGAGCCUUGUCUUCCUCCACAAUGCCCUGAGCCAUGCCCCCCUCAGCCAUGGCAGCCAAAGUGCCCUCCUGUGCAACCUCCUCCGCCCUGCCAGCCAAAGUGCCCACCCAAGAGCAAGUGAGGGCUUCAGGAGUCACCAGAAGCAGGGGAAAUGAAGAAAAUCCGUUUCACCUACUUCCAUACAAACAUCCCCAUCUUCUUUUCAAAUCCUGUCAUGGAUGCAGAGGAAUAUUCUCCACCCUGCCCCUCUACGUGCUUCUGAUGACCCCUGAUAGAGAAGGCAUUCCUGUGAGGCUGUCUUCCUGCUGUUCCCAGGGACCCUGAGAAUGGUCCUUCCUCAGUGAUUCAGUGUCCCAGAUGCUCAGAGGAAGAGCAGCAGCUGUAUACCUUUCCUGUGCCCUGGCCUUCCCAGUCUGCUGUCACCUGGGCAGGCAGUUGUCACCGCUGCUUCACUUCCUGAAGAAAGUACCUUU